Haliotis rufescens (red abalone) is the source of this 5686-nucleotide messenger RNA. RefSeq names its product peregrin-like. The transcript has 17 exons. Gene Ontology annotation, molecular function: protein binding. The record is from RefSeq and is a predicted model, not a curated record. Gene Ontology annotation, biological process: regulation of transcription by RNA polymerase II. The coding region runs from base 251 to 5008 and encodes 1585 amino acids. Lineage: Eukaryota; Metazoa; Mollusca; Gastropoda; Lepetellida; Haliotidae. Gene Ontology annotation, cellular component: MOZ/MORF histone acetyltransferase complex.
UCAAUGAGCGCAUGCGCAAAAUUCGAAGCCAACAGGACGCCGUGUUGGGAGAUGGAUUCAUAUUUGUAAUUCUUUGUAUUUUAUGUUCAUUCUAAAGGGAAAAUAUGGCUUGAACACAAGCAGAUUUCUAAAUCAGUGAUUGGAGGUGCAAAUUCUUAACAUUUGGACCUCUAACUCAUCAAUGACUUCACGAUUUCAAAUGUUUUCCAAGCAAACCUCCAAAGGUAUUAGAUAGGAACUCCAAGAAAACAUGGAGCCAAAAGUUGACUUAAAUUUUGACGUGAAAAUAUUCUGUCAAAAUUUACGGGCCACUAAACCACCUUACAAGUGUCCUGUUGAUAGUUGUGGAAAGGUGUACAAAAGCUUCUCGGGCAUUCAGUUCCAUCUGUACAACUAUGAUCAUGACAAUCCAGAGAAUGUGCCAUCACCAGCAUCAGUCAAAAAGACAAAGAAGAAAUUGGCAAAGUGGCACCAUAGGCAAAAUCGCCGUUCACCUACCCCACCUGAGUUUUUUAGAUCUCCCACAAGAGAGACUUUGACUUACGCAGAGGCUCAAAGACUUGUAGAAAUUGACCUUGAAGGAAGAAUCCACAGAAUAGAUAUUUAUGAACCUUUAGAAAUAAUUUCACAAGACGAGAUUGAUAAUCAACACAAUACUGAAAAAGAGGAGAAGGCUGAAAAGUCUCCACUCAAAGGUGGAAAAAGUUCGGACAAUAACAAGAAAAAAGAAAAUGGUACUGUGAUCUCAAAUAAUACUGUCAAACUUCCAGAAGCACAAGUUAAAGUAUUAGAUGAUUAUAUCAAACCGUCUGGGCCUCCACAGCGAACAUCUUCCUACUAUCGUUACAUGGAGAAAUCAUCGGAUGAGUUGGACGAGGAAGUAGAGUAUGACAUGGAUGAAGAGGAUCAUGCAUGGCUCGAGAUUCUGAAUGAUAAGAGAGAUACAGAUGGAAUACAAACUGUUUCGCAAGAAGUGUUUGAAACACUUAUGGAUAGAUUUGAAAAAGAAGCUUACUUCCAAAGUCAAAGCUCAGGAAAAGAUCCGAAUCCCUCCAUCGAUGAAGAUGCUGUGUGCUCAAUAUGUAUGGAUGGCGAAUGCCAAAAUAGCAAUGUGAUUCUGUUCUGUGACAUGUGUAACUUGGCAGUUCAUCAGGAGUGCUAUGGUGUACCCUACAUUCCAGAAGGACAGUGGUUGUGUCGGCGCUGCUUACAAUCCCCAUCGCGAGCAGUUGACUGCUGUCUGUGUCCCAACAAGGGAGGUGCUUUCAAGCAAACUGAGGAUGGACGUUGGGCGCAUGUGGUUUGUGCUCUCUGGAUCCCCGAAGUGGGGUUCGCCAACACAGUAUUUCUAGAGCCCAUUGACAGUAUAGACCGGAUUCCAGCUGCCCGAAAGAAAUUGACUUGUUACAUAUGCAAGCAGAGGGGUUCGGGGGCCUGUAUUCAGUGUCACAAGACCAAUUGUUACACAGCAUUUCAUGUGACUUGUGCCCAACAGGCAGGACUCUUCAUGAAAAUAGAGCCUGUUCGUGAAUGUGGACCAAAUGGAACAACCAAUGGAGUCAGAAAGACAGCAUACUGUGAUGUGCACACACCUGCAGACUCGGACUGUACGCCUCAUUUAGCAGAUGAAGACAAGUCAGUGUCUGCUAAAAAGGCAAAAGAAAAAUCGAGAAUCAAGAUGAGAAAAGCUCGGAAAAUUUUAGCGGAGAAGCGCAAUGCUGUGCCAGUUGUAUCAAUACCAAUUAUUCCACAAUCGAGGUUAACUCGGAUUUCUAGUCUGGUGUCUCUUCAGAAGAAGGAUCAAUUUCUCAAGCGUCUGCUCAGCUACUGGACCCUGAAGAGACAGUCCCGGUUUGGAGUGCCAUUGCUCAGAAGAUUACAGUCUAAUCAUAUGACACGCAACAAGGAACAUCAAUCCAAAAAUGACAAGCAGAGCAAUGCUCUUCGUGAGCAACUGAAAUACUGGCAGAGAUUGAGACAAGAUCUGGAGAAGGCGAGAUUACUAGUGGAACUCAUUCGCAAGAGAGAAAAAUUAAAAAGAGAACAGAUUCGAUUCCAUCAGCUUGCCACAGAGUAUCAGCUUCAGCCAUUUGUGUUGCUCCUCCGACAAACUCUGGAGCAGUUGGAAGAAAGGGACACUACCAGUAUCUUCGCAGAACCUGUGUCUCUCAAAGAGGUUCCAGAUUAUUUGGAGUACAUUGACAAGCCAAUGGAUUUUCAAACAAUGCGUAAGAAAGUCGACGGACACUUCUACACAAGUGUGGAUGAGUUUGAGAGUGAUUUUGAGUUGAUUGUGCACAACUGUCUGACGUACAAUGCCAAAGACACCAUGUUCUACAAAGCGGCAGUAAAGCUGAGAGAUCAGGGAGGAAGCAUAAUUCGUUCAACACGACGCAUGGCAGAAAGAAUAGGGUUUGACAUGGAGACUGGUAUGCACAUCGAGGAGGUCCCAAGCAAACAUGAUAGAGAACCUGUCAUCCUUGAAGACAUUGACAGAUUCAUGCAGAUGGACAUCCGAGAGGGAAUGCCCCUGGAGGAACAGCUGAGGAUCCUCCUGGACAAGAUGGACGUUGCUAAUACAAUGCCCAGAGGAGGUCGAAGGUCUAAAUUUGCCAAAAGAAUUAAGAAAGAAAUAUUCAAAGUGCGGAGAAAGUUGGCAUUACAAAAAGGACAAAGUGCAAUGGAUACUGCUGAUGAAACAGCAUCAUCAGAAGCUGCUUCUGCAGAAGAGGGAGAGAGUCAGCCUGUUUCUCCAAUGAGAUACCCCAGUACUUCCACACCUGGCCGACCAUCACUCAAAGACAAGCUAGCUGACAAACCUACACCCAAACCAGCUGGGCGAGGCACACCUGGCAGACCCCCUGGGCGAGGCCGUGGGCGGGGCAGACACCGUGCCCAGAGUACAAGGAGCGAAUCUGACCAAAUAGACACACCUAAACAUCAGGCAGGGGACAAGCAGCAUAAUGCGGAGACGGGCAAGUUGGGCUCCCACCACCAGUCCCAUGCAGAUCUGAAAGGGACCACGACUCCAUCACCUUCUCCAUCGGGGGUCAACCGGCGAACUGCUGUUUUGUUGAAUAGUAAAAAAGCCCGCAAUUCUUCUUCCAAUGCUUCUACACCUUCCACGCCUACACAGCCCCGAAAAGGCCCUGGUCGGCCACCCAAACAUAGACCACCACCAGAAUCUGUAUCCCCAAGGUCCCCUGUGCUGGAGUCCUCCCCCAGUAGCCGCGGGCCGGCUAGCCCCUCCACAGGGGCACGGAAGCGAUCUGCCAGCACAGGAGCUUCCCAUUCUGAUGGUCGUCCAUCCCCCCCAAAGAGAGCCGCUUCAAUGACUGAAACAUUACCUUCUCUUAGCGAGAGUAGCCACAUCCCAACUAAAGCAAGUUUCCAGGUGUACCGUGUCGGAAACAUCCGCAGUUCCUCUGAGUCCGAGAGCACCUCUGACCUGAGCAGUGGCGACGAAGAGCUGUCAGACAGCUCGACAGCAAGCUCUUCCAACAACAGCAGAUCAGAGGAUAAUUCUGACGCGACUGAGAACAGCAACGGGCAGCGAGAUGGGCCUGACCUUGAACUUGGCAAUUGGAACGGCAUGUCGGGUAGCUCACCUGCUUCUGCUUACAGCACAUCCAACUCCCCUCCUCAAUCCUCUUCCGCCCAGCAUGCAGGUAGGCAUGCCAAAAGAAAGAAUAAAGAAAACAUAAAGUUAGGCUCGGACCUCGCAGAGAAGGAUGAUCUUUUGAUCAGAAGAACAAGAAACCGAUCCUAUGACCAAACGGUUCAUAAAAGCAGAGUUACAAAAUCAGUCUUGAAUAAAAGGAAGUCUGUACGAUUUGACCUAAACUGCACAUCACAAGAACAUACAAGUAAUGAAAUCAAAGAAAUUAAGUUGGUCCAGUAUAAAAGAGAAUUGGGUGGUAAUAAACACGAAACCAGAAGUACAAGCAAAAGAUGCAGAGAGAUGAAGGAUAAAAGAGAUAUGGGUGGUAGUAACCAUGAAACCAGAAGUAUGAGCAAGAGAUGUAGAGAGGCAAAGAGUCAGUGUUCCAGCUCUGUAGGAGGUACCCAAGUACACACUAGGGCCAUAACAUCCACCAAAACACUACAGGUAACCAGUGUUGACUUUACUGGGUCAGACCUCUUUGAGGUACACACACAUGAGGGUUCUUCACAGAGAGAAUUGUGUGGGGGAAAAAUUCCUGUCAUGCCACGAACCAGGGCUGGAAGCAAAGGGACAGCCUACUACUCAAUGCUGCGUAGUCGGGACAAAAACUGUAAUUCUGCUUGGGAGAUUAAUCACGGUGACACCAGAACUGUAUCCAGAGACUGUAUGGUAGCAGUGGUAGCCCAAGACUGCAUUGUGUCAGCUGCACUCCAAGACAUCGUGGAGGUGUCUGAUGGUGAUGAUCAGAGUUCUGGGAGGCCAGGGUCACCUUCUAGCAAGGCAAAAUGUCAGCCUCUCACAAAGAAUUGUCAGACAUUGCUAGCUCUUCUGGCAGAUAGACAACUACUUGGGAGGACAUACUCUACAAGUUACACAACCCAAGGUUUUGUCAACAGCAGUGCCCGGCCCAGACGAAGUCCCAGCUUUGAAUCCGAUGAUGUGAUUGCCCUGGAGCCCCUUGACCUGGUGUGGGCCAAGUGUCGUGGAUAUCCCUGGUACCCUGCACUGAUAAUAAAUCCCAAGAUGCCAAAGACCGGCUACUUUCAUAAUGGUGUCCCCAUCCCGGUCCCUCCUGAGGAUGUUCUCAACCUGCAGAAAUGCUAUGAUGAGACAGUGUACCUGGUUCUCUUCUUUGACACAAAGCGCACAUGGCAAUGGCUGACUCGUGGUAAGCUUGAGCCACUGGGAGUUGACUCCAACCUGGACAAAGCCAAGCUGACAGAGAACAAGAAACCUAAUGUUAGAAAAGCUGUCCAGAAAGCAUAUGAAAAGGCAAUUGUCCAUCGCUGCAGUGUCAGCGGGGAACCCAACCCCUUGUCAGGGGAUUCCAGCUCUGAGGAUUAGUAGGCCAACGUGGAUGUAGACGAACAUGUUGACAUAAUGUGAACACUUUUUAUGCCAGUCAUAAUGAAUGAGAGAGAUCGAGAGAGAGGGUUGUUAAGACAGGGAGUGCGGAGAGAGUGCAUGUGAUGUAUGGUUAUGAAGACAGAAUCUGGUGGUUUUAUACAGUGGACAUGGCUUCUUCACUGCCAAUAAAAGAAGCAUUUUCCGCAUCAAAGACUUUGCUGGUGGUAAUAUUGAAAACUGUGUUUUGUACAGUAAGAGCAUUUCAUCUCAGCAUCUCUUCAUCAGGGCUUGCCAUUGUCGUAUUGUUGUCGUUUCCAGUGCUUUUUCAUACAUCUUUAUUCAGAUUUUAUCCAUUUGUUCAUCAGUUUACCAUUGCCUUAUCACAAUGUCAAAUACCAUUGAUCUGUUAGUGAACUACUUGUGUUUUAUCAAAUGUCUUCUAUGUUUUAUGCUUGGCAUUGACUUGUUAUCAACUCAUGGUCUGAUCACAAAGAUCAUUCAACUGGUCCAGUCAUCCAGUGCAUGCACUGUACCAAUAAACUUUAUUGUAGAUCUUUUCAUUUACAAAUCUGUACAAGUUGUUUGCUGUUAUCAUAGCAGUGUUUAUAUGGCCCAUGAAAGGUUGCUGUUCCUUUUAUUAUUUAAAGGAUUAAAAUAUGAGAAUAAGAUCAUUAA